AAAAAUGAAGGUUCUAAAAUAAUAUAUGAAAACAUGACUUGCAUUGUAUUGGGUAAACGGAGAGGAUCGGAGGGCACAUGGACCCCGGGAGAACCUGCACCAGAUCAUAUCAUUAUGAAGCCAGAAACAAUUAAGAUUAAGACUUAUUGUGCGAGAGAGCAACUAAUUAAAAACACGACUUGCGUUUGGUAAACGGAGAGGAAGGACGACUUGGCACUUGUUUUAAGAGUGCAUCGAGAUCGGAGUUGCGAGCAGAACCGACCAGAAACACCGCAUCCUCAUCCAACUUGAAAGUUGAAACCACAAAGCACUGGUAGAUGGCAAGCAUCAAUGAAGAAGAAGCUCCUAGUUCUCCAAAUGCUCCGACAGUAGCCAUGGACGCCAAGCUGAUGGUGGCCGCAGACCGUGGCGAUGUCAAGAAGUUGAAGGGUCUGCUGAACAAGGAGGAUGCCAUGGCGAUGGUUGUGGUGACGGCGGCGACGAGCAAGAAGCCUUCCAAGGAGGACCAGUUCCCUGCUGGCCGCAUCAAUCCCCUCCUGCUGGCAUCUGCGUGCGUUGGCUCCUGGAAAGCACUGAACUUCCUUCUCGAGAGGGAAGACGCAAAGAAGGCACCAAUGGUGGCUCCUACUCAAGAAUUCCUUGAGUUGCUAGCAGGAGGCAGCGGCACCAAGGGAAGAAUUGCGGUGUCAGCUGCUGGUGAUGUAGAAGAGGGCGUUGACCACGAGCCUGCUCCGCCUGCAGCAGGAGCACUUCUCAAGGGCGUCACUCCAGAUGGGGACACAGCACUACAUGCAGUUGCCAGCAAUGGAGACAACGGCGAUGAUUUCUUGAAGUGUGCUGGCAUCAUCUGUGAUCGGGACAGGGACCUCCUGUUUGCGAAGAAUCACAUGGGCGACACACCCUUGCAUUGUGCUGUCCGUUCUGGGAGCUCCAAAAUGGUUUCUCGUCUCAUUGCUCUAGCUGAACAUGAGGGUGCCGAAGGGAAGCUCAAGCUCUUGAGAAUGGAGAACGAGCGUCACGAGACGGCACUGCAUGAGGCUGUCCGGAUUGAAGAUGGUAGAAUUCUGGAUGAUCAGGAGACACUUUAUGCUGUCCUAACUGAUGAAGACAUUAGAAGCCCGGGUCAUAAGGGUGAUGCUGACGGCGGCGGUGCACCAGAAGAGAAGAAUAUGGUCAGGCUGCUUAUGGGUUCUGAUCCCGAAUUGGCUAAUUAUCCUGCCAAAGGCAUUUCGCCUUUGUGCCUAGCCAUCUUGCUGGAGAAGGAUACCAUUGCAGUCACCCUUUAUAAAAAGAGUGGCGGCAAUCUCUCCUACUCUGGACCAGAUGGACAAAAUGCACUGCAUGUUGCGGUUCUCGGAGCUACUAGUACAAACACAGGUACCAACUAGAUGUGUCAAUUCUGUUAUAUAUACAUACUGCUUGCAUACCAUUUUUGCUUGUCAUAGGGCCAAUACAAUACAAAUAAUGGUUUAGAAUCAACAUGAUUAAACAGUAAUUCUGCCUUAGAGUUCAUUUAUCUGAAAAAGAACUAUCAUGGUCGUGUUUUCUUUUUCCACAGAUCAAAAAGAUGAUCUUGAGUCGUUGCACUUUAACAUUAUGUUUUGGGAUUUUUAAUUUACAUACAUCCCCAUUUUAUACCUUUUUUUCUCUGUGACACUUACCUAUGUCUUUUUUCACAUGUUUUGACCAAUGUCGUUUAUUCAUUAACACCCAGUAUGUAAGUUAAUGUCUCAUCUGUAAUCAUCUCUACAUAUCACAUUGUUGAUUUCCUCUAUAUAAGGGAGAAGUCCAUUCUUGAGCAUCCCACUCUUGUCAAAGUUCGAUUUUGGCCAUCCGAUUCAGAAACCAAAAUCCAUUGACCAACGAACGAGCAAAACUGGACAAAUUUGGUCAUCUUGCUGGUUUAGAAGGUGCUUAUUUGGAUCUUAUUUGUUCAUGUUCCUAAUGUAUUAUUGCUCAUAAUCACGCCUAUUAUUUAUUGAAUUUAUAGUUUUGUGUUACAUUAGACCUAGAGAUCAACCAAGAGGAUCUAGCGACUGUGAGUAUACAAAAGAUCUGGAAGAUGACAUGAACCUCUCCGGUGCCAUGCUCUACCACAUGCAAAACAUAUUUAGGUAUGGCAACUAGCAUGCCUUCGCUAGCCCUCCAAAUAAGAUUUAGUUAAUUUGACUCCAACAGAUUUGGUUCCCUACGUGGAGUAUGGAUCCUUUUAGUUGAUCUUCAGGUCUAAUAUAGUGUGAAAUUAUAAUUCAAAUAAAUAAAAGGGUGUGACUA
Messenger RNA from Setaria italica (foxtail millet), 2274 nucleotides. Its product is annotated as protein phosphatase 1 regulatory subunit 12C. The record is from RefSeq and is a predicted model, not a curated record. Lineage: Eukaryota; Viridiplantae; Streptophyta; Magnoliopsida; Poales; Poaceae. Gene Ontology annotation, molecular function: protein binding. The transcript has a single exon. Bases 318 to 1388 code for a protein of 356 amino acids.